AAAACAACGGGCUGUGGGAGGACAGACAAGGGAGGCUGUGGGCUAACGGGUGAGGGAAGGGAUACAGACCGAAGCAGCGACCAUCUUUACCUCCCUGAUUUUCUCUCUUUCCCCUGGAAUGAGUGUAGCUGCUGCUGCUCGGGAGGUUUAGGCUCUGAUUCUCCUGCUCUGAAGAUCCAGGCUGCAGCAUCCAGACCGACAGCAGCCUCUCCUGCAGGAAGCAUGGAGGCCCCUCUCGUGUGUUUGGACGAGGAGUUCGAGGACCUCCGGCCCUGUCACAUGGAUGAGCUGGACCACCCGGCGCUCCAACAGUCCUCCUACUCCUCCACCACCACCAUACCGCUGAGCUCCAUCACCAGAGAGGACUUUUCUGAGCUGGAGAACUUCUCCGAGAUGAUGAGCUUCAAGUCCAUGGAGGACCUGGUCAACGAGUUUGAUGAGAAGCUCAACGUGUGCUUUCACAACUACAACACCAAGACCGAGUGCCUGGCGCCCAUACGAAACCAGACACACAGCCAGGAGGAUGAGGAGCAGCUGCAGGACGAAGAUGUGUGGGAUGCUCUAACCGACAACUACAUCUCCACCUGGGACGGCAACGACUCUGAGGGACUCAACGGCAAUCUGUCGGACCAGGAGAUCCACGAAAAAGAGGAGGAGGAGAUGAAUGAGAAGAAUGACAACGCCAACUGUCUGAAUGAAGAGCCUCUUAUCACAGCUGAUCAGGUCAUUGAGGAGAUAGAUGAGAUGAUGGAGAACUCUCCAGAUCCUGUUGAAACUGAGGAGGAGGAGGAUGAGGAGGAGAGCAGCCGCUGCUCCUCCAGUACCAGCCCCUCCCUGCUGGAGGAGAUCCGGCAGCUGUCCCUGGCCUCCAACAACAACUGCUCCUACGAAGGCCUGACUCUGAUGCCCAGCUCGGGGCUGGUGGAGCUGCUGCAGCGGGUGGAGGCCACCAUCAGAGAGUUCUCCGAGGAGCUGGUCGGCCAGCUGGCCCGGCGCGAGGAGCUGGACUUUGAGAAGGAGGUGAAGAACACGUUCAUCACGGCCCUGAUGGAGGUGCAGAACAGGCAGAGGGAGCAGCGGGACAGCAGCAAGCGCAGACGCCGGGACAAGACCCUGAGCCUGCAGGGGGGGGGGACGCCCCCUGUGACCGGAGGGAACACAGCCCCCACAGCCAACACAGAGAAGACCGGGAGCAUGCCUGUCAAGCGUUUCAGCAUGGAGGGACUGUCUAACAUCCUGCAGACCGGCAUCAGACAGACAUUUGGAAGCACAGGAAAUGAGAAACAGUAUCUAAACACAGUUAUUCCAUAUGAGAAGAAAGGCACCCCUCCAACUGUUGAAGACCUGCAGAUGCUCACAAAAAUUCUCUAUGCCAUGAAGGACGACAGUGAGAAGGUGCCUACAUUGCUAACUGACUACAUACUGAAAGUCUUGUGUCCCACCUAAAACUCUGGAGGCCAGGGGCCACAUUGUGACGGAGACUUCUUCCUGAGGGCUUUCCACCCCUCCCUGCCUCUGGCCCCCGCUGCAUGACCUCCCAUCUUUACCAUUAUCAAUCAUGGAUCCUCAUCAUCGACAUCAUUGUGUUCACCUCGACUCUGAUUACUGCCUUUCGCUGAGCUCACCUUCCCCCCCCCCCAACAAGUAGUUUACAACUGUAAAGGACUUCACCAAAAGAGCAUGACAUGCUAUUAAUAUCACAACACCACUUCGCUACAGGGAUACAACGUUAUUUUGACUUUCUUUUUUUAUUUCUAUUCUCUACAGUCUCUUUGUUUCCUCUAACAUAAUCUCAAUGUUGCCAAAUGUUUAAACAUGUGUUCAAACUGAGCUCUUUCCCACUGAGUUCUGUUGCCUGUUCUCAUUGACUCAUCAGGACCAUACUGUCAAAUAAAUGAAAUGCCAUACAUGAUACACCCUAUUUGAACAUUCAUUUGAAUAUAAAAGCCAUGCACCUUUUCUGCCAACUUAGUACUGUAGCUCCAUGUGGAUGAGAGGAGACACGCGACUAUUACGGGUGCAGUGCAUAUUAAAGCUUUUUUCUUUUUAGUUCACCUAAUAUGCUCUUAUGACUCUUUUUCAAUUACUUUACAUUUUUUCAAUUUUUUUAUAUAAACUCUGUUGUUGACUUUUGACUUUUAUUUACCGUGUCAUUUCACCCUGUUCAGGAUAAGUGGAGGCGUAUUUUUUUGUUGAUAUAUCAUCCCCUGAUGUGAUGAGCUCAUUUCAAUAAAGGUGUGCAUAUUUGCAUAUUAGCACAUGUAUGACUUCCUUUGUGCCAUGUAGGUGAAUGUUACAUCGCUAAUCGCUAAUUCUAAUAAACAUUCUACCCUA
This is a messenger RNA of Notothenia coriiceps (black rockcod), 2334 nucleotides long. RefSeq names its product fasciculation and elongation protein zeta 1 (zygin I) (gene fez1). Gene Ontology annotation, cellular component: axon; cytoplasm. The record is from RefSeq and is a predicted model, not a curated record. The transcript has 10 exons. The coding region runs from base 223 to 1446 and encodes 407 amino acids. Lineage: Eukaryota; Metazoa; Chordata; Actinopteri; Perciformes; Nototheniidae.